Messenger RNA from Perognathus longimembris pacificus (Pacific pocket mouse), 1317 nucleotides. RefSeq names its product histone deacetylase 11 (gene Hdac11). The record is from RefSeq and is a predicted model, not a curated record. The transcript is spliced from 10 exons. Gene Ontology annotation, molecular function: histone deacetylase activity. Lineage: Eukaryota; Metazoa; Chordata; Mammalia; Rodentia; Heteromyidae. Bases 182 to 1225 code for a protein of 347 amino acids.
AGCGCGGGGCGUGGGACGGGAGAAGACGGACCUACUCAGGCCCCGCCCCCGGCAGCGGCGCCGGGGCGGCCUGGGGGCGUGUCCUAGGCGGGCCACGCCCUCCCCGCCCGCCCCGCGCUGCCCCGCGCUCCACCCUCCGGGCCGCGGAGCUUCGGCCAGCGCUGGGAGGGCCGGCCCCGGGAUGCCACACGUGACCCAACUGUACCACCAUGUGUCAGAAAAGCGCUGGCCCAUCGUGUACUCUCCACGCUACAACAUCACCUUCAUGGGCCUGGAGAAGCUGCACCCUUUCGAUGCUGGAAAAUGGGGCAAGGUGAUCAAUUUCCUAAAAGAGGAGAAGCUCCUGGCCGACAGCAUGCUGGUGGAGGCUCGGGAGGCCUCGGAGGAGGACCUGCUGGUGGUACACACAAGGCGCUAUCUCAACGAGCUGAAGUGGUCCUUUGCCGUCGCCACCAUCACGGAGAUCCCCCCUGUCAUCUUCCUUCCCAACUUCCUGGUGCAGAGAAAGGUGCUGAGGCCCCUCCGGACCCAGACGGGAGGAACCAUAAUGGCAGGGAAGCUGGCCGUGGAGCGAGGCUGGGCCAUCAACGUCGGGGGCGGCUUCCACCACUGCUCCAGCGACCGCGGCGGCGGCUUCUGCGCCUACGCUGACAUCACGCUUGCCAUCAAGUUUCUGUUUGAACGGGUGGAGGGAAUCUCCAAGGCCACCAUCAUUGACCUGGACGCGCAUCAGGGCAACGGGCACGAGCGAGACUUCAUGGGUGACAGACGUGUGUACAUCAUGGAUGUCUACAACCGCCACAUCUACCCCGGAGACCGCGUCGCCAAAGAGGCCAUCCGGCGGAAGGUGGAGCUGGACUGGGGCACGGAGGACGAGGAGUACCUGAGCAAAGUGGAGCGGAACGUGGAAAAGGCCCUCCAGGAGCACCUGCCCGACGUGGUGGUCUACAACGCAGGCACCGACAUCCUCGAGGGGGACCGCCUCGGGGGGCUGUCCAUCAGCCCAGGGGGCAUUGUGAAGAGGGAUGAACUGGUAUUCCGGGUGGUCCGGGGCCACCAGGUCCCCAUCCUCAUGGUGACCUCAGGCGGGUAUCAGAAACGCACGGCCAGAAUCAUCGCAGACUCCAUCCUGAAUCUGCACGACCUGGGCCUCAUCGGGCCCGAGUCCCCCAGCGUCUCGGCACAGAACUCGGACACGCCGCUGCUGCCCCGCACCGUGCCCUGAGCGCCGGUGUCCCGCGUCUCCCCGCCUGCCUCCACCCUCGCGCGCCGCCCUUGCUGCUUACUGUCGUCUAACUUCCCGGGGCUGCGGGGGCA